This is a messenger RNA of Chenopodium quinoa (quinoa), 3102 nucleotides long. Its product is annotated as RNA polymerase II C-terminal domain phosphatase-like 2. Bases 232 to 2694 code for a protein of 820 amino acids. Lineage: Eukaryota; Viridiplantae; Streptophyta; Magnoliopsida; Caryophyllales; Amaranthaceae. Gene Ontology annotation, molecular function: RNA polymerase II CTD heptapeptide repeat phosphatase activity. The record is from RefSeq and is a predicted model, not a curated record. The transcript is spliced from 15 exons.
AAUUCCCCUAACUGGCGAAAUCCGAGUAAAGGUCAUCGAGCCCUAGAUGCAAAAUUCUUAUUCAUUCUUCCAUAUUUUCAGACUCAAAACACAACCCUGAGAGAACUAAUCCAGAUUCUGCAAAUAAACUUGCAGAGCUGCUCAAAUCAUCACAAACAAUCAUCAAUCAUCCUUCAAUUUAAUUUGUUAUUCAAUCCCAUAAAUCAAUCGAAUUUUCUGGGUAUUAAAAAAAUGAGCAAAUUAGGGUCGAAAAUGGCGGUUUUUCAUGGCGAAACGAGUUUGGGUGACUUGGAGGUGAAAUCUAUGGCAAAAGACUCGAAAUUACAAUUUCCGAACAAUGAAAUUCGAAUCCAUCAUAUUUCGCCAUCAAGUGAUCGGUGUCAUCCACUGUCACUUCUUCAUACCAUUUCCCCUUUCUCUUUUCUCUGCAAACUCGAACCCUCCGAUCAACAACAGCAGCAACAACCAAACCUCUUGAGUUUACACGCUUCUUGCUUUUACGAGCUUAAAUCUGCUGUUGUUUUGCUUAACAAUGAGGAGAUUCAUCUUGUCGCAAUGCCCAGUAAGCAGAAGAAGUUCCCUUGUUUCUGGGUUUACGCUGCGCCGGUUGGGCUUUAUGUUUCGUGUUUAGGGAUGUUGAAUUUGCGGUGUUUGUCGAUUGUCUUCGAUCUGGAUGAAACCCUUAUUGUUGCCAACACUAUGAAGUCUUUUGAGGAUCGGAUUGAUGCGUUGAAGAGUUGGAUUUCCCGGGAGGGGGAUCCGGUGAGGAUUUCGGGGAUGAAUGGGGAGUUGAAGAGGUACGCCGAUGAUCGGGCGUUGCUUAAGCAGUAUGCUGAGAAUGAUUGUGUUGUGGAUGGUGGGAAGAUUUAUAAGGCGCAAUUUGAGGAGGUUGCUCCAUUGUCGGAAAAUCAUGAGACUCUUGCCCGUCCUGUUGUUAGGUUGCCUGAGAAGCAUCUUGUUCUUACUCGAAUUAACCCCGAGAAUCGUGAUACCAGUGUUCUUGUACGGUUACGACCUGCAUGGGAGGACUUGAGAAGUUAUUUGACAGCGAAAGGGCGCAAAAGAUUUGAAGUAUUUGUCUGUACCAUGGCUGAGAGAGAUUAUGCUUUAGAGAUGUGGAGGCUUCUUGACCCAGAAGCAAACCUUAUUAAUUCAAAACAACUUCUUAAUCGGGUUGUAUGUGUGAAGUCAGGAUCAAGAAAGUCUUUGCUGCACGUUUUUCAGGAUGGUGUUUGUCAUCCUAAUAUGGCAAUGGUGAUUGAUGAUCGGUUGAAGGUAUGGGAGGAUAAGGAUCAGCCACGUGUACAUGUGGUUCCUGCAUUCACCCCAUACUAUGCUCCCCAAGCUGAGACAGCAAAUGCUGUUCCAGUCCUAUGUGUAGCCAGAAAUGUUGCAUGCAAUGUAAGGGGAGGCUUUUUCAAAGAAUUUGAUGAGAACUUUUUGAGAAAAAUCUUCGAGCUAUUUUAUGAAGAUGAGAUGUCAAAUAUACCUUCUCCUCCAGAUGUGAGCAAUUAUUUAAUAUCAGAGGAGACAGGAUUUAUUGCAAAUGGAAAUACAAGCGCCCCCAUGAGUGAAGGCAUUUCUGGUGCAGAAGUUGAACAGAGACUACCGCAAUUGGACGAGAAACUUGCUGUGGAUUCAGAUACUAAUUUAGCAAAUAAUAUUCCUGACUUGAGAUCUGAAGCACCACAGCAGCCAAUCCCUUCUGUUUCGGGUGUUGCUAAUCCUUUGAGAAUGACUAUGCCUUCACAAAAGGGUUUGCUUGGGUUACCGGCUAGAAAAGAUAUAAGAAGUUCGUCCGGUGAUCCCCCAAUUCUUAAAUUACCUGCUCAAUCAUCACAAGGUGGUUGGUUGGUUGAAGAGGAUGGGAAUAGGGGUCUAUUGAGCAACCGAGGAAUUGUGCCUGCUCAAGAUUUUGAUACAUCUAAAGUUGAUAAACAAAGAGCUUAUGCAGGUCAUCCUGGUCAUAGCACAUCAUUUCCUGUUUCUUUGGCCCAGCUUUCCAGGGUGAAUGCUGGACAGGAAUUUUCAAAACAAAAUCUACCUGCUAGUGAGACAGCUGGUGUUCCUGAAUUUGCUAAUAUUCAUAGUCCAGCUUCUACCACUAACAAAGAAACACUAGCUGAUGCUGUUAAAGUAAAUACAUUGCCUUCCAGCUUAUCAAUCAGUGUGCUGCAAGAAAUUGGUCGAAGAUGUUGUUCAAAGGUUGAGUUCAAGCCGAUUCUCAGCACAAGUAAGGAUUUGCAGUUUUCUGUUGAGGUAUUAUUCACCGGGGAGAAGAUAGGAGUUGGAAUGGGAAAGACUAGAAAGGAUGCUCAACAGCAAGCUGCUGAAAAUGCUCUUCGUUGUUUAGCUGAAAAAUAUCUGACUUAUGUGACUCGUUCUGGGUUAAUUGACCGGGAUGAAAAACCUCAAGUCCAGAAUGAAAAUGGAUUUAUAUGGGAUGACAUUAACCUUCAACCUGAUGAACUAUCUUCAGAUGAGAAGCCGCAGAGAGAGAAUGCUUUGGAGGCUGUAGAAGCAGCUUCUGUAAGUACUUCCUCGAUGAUCAUUAAUCAGCAGCCCGCAAAACCUGCGAACUCACCCAGGUUACACCAUUCUUCAUCUAGCAAACGGUCAAAAGAUGAAACGACACAUGGUCUGCAAAGUUCAUUAUCUCUACGGCAACACAGGAAUGGUCAUCCUACAUUAUAAAGCUGUCAAGAAUUAUUAGUAGGAUUGAUAAUAGUACAUACUUUACCCACAGCAUUGCAGAUGGUUUGCAGAAUUAGUUUCCAAAAUGUGAUUAUUUGCUGCUUACCUGCCAAGGUGAGAAUCCUCGUCAACCAACGGGCAUACAUGAUUCAUUAGAUACCCUAUUUGCCAAUUAACGGGAGCAACUUUUGAGAUGUUUUAAUUUGAGCAGGUUUAGAGUAUCAGGCUUGGCAUGUAAAUUAUGUUUCAACAGCCAGCUGAACAAAGGGUAGAGGGGACUUGUGUAAAUUUACUGGCUUUUUGUUUGGCUCCCAUUUUCAGAAAGAGCUAUCUUUAAAAGAUGGCUCUCAAUCAGACUGUUUUGCUGAGAAUAUGUGAUCUCUAUUAUAUAGUAUCAGUUUUAUUCUA